Molecule: messenger RNA, 1221 nt
Organism: Aureobasidium melanogenum CBS 110374
Lineage: Eukaryota; Fungi; Ascomycota; Dothideomycetes; Dothideales; Saccotheciaceae
Product: GroES-like protein
Exons: 3
Coding region: 1-1221 (406 amino acids)
Molecular function (GO): oxidoreductase activity, acting on NAD(P)H
Source: RefSeq, a predicted model, not a curated record
AUGUCGCAGAUAAAGACGACUAUCAGCACUGCAACGAGCGUGAAUACAGCUCAUGACAAGGCUCGCAGAGCAGAUUCACCAUUGGAGAGUGAACUGCCACUUCAACAGAACGUAGCGCUUUUGCAUGCAGCUCGCGAACGACUCGUUCUGACCCAAGCUUGUCCGGUGCCUUGUCCAACCAAAGACGACGAACUGGUCGUAGAAAUCAGAGCAAUUGGACUGAAUCCAGUGGACUGGAAAUCUAUUGACUACAACUUCGCCAUUCCUCAAUUGCCAUACAUCGCAGGUCGCGAUUUUGCUGGAGUUGUUGUCAAGGCGCCCGCUGCUUCAAGUCGCCUUCGAGUUGGCGACCUGGUCCUCAGUCCAUCGACAGAUUAUCGAGACAUUAGGAAGUCAGCUUUCCAAGAGUACGCAAUCUCGACACACCACAAUGUGGCAAGGAUACCGAGGAAUGUUCCAACCACACAAGCCGCAUCAAUCGGCGUAGCAUAUGUGGCCGCAGCGCUCGCUCUGGGCAUCAGUCUUGGAUUGAGGCUGCAAAGUCUAGCUGAUCGAGAUGAGAUCGAUCUCUGGGAAGCAGUCCGUCAAGUUCCUGUCAGCUCAAUCCCUGCAGACAUCAUGGAAGAGUGUCUGUCCGGGAUCGAAAAUGCCGAACGUCCCCAGCCUGGUGACUGGAUCGCCAUAUAUGGAGGCUCUUCAACAAGCGCGCUAUUCAUCUCCGAGAUUGCAAGAUUGGCAGGGCUCAAAGUCAUUCUCCUUGCCGAUGGCGUGAAACAUGGUGGACGACUCAGUGAGCGGCAAGGAAGCAUUCUUGUCGACAGCCACGAUCCCGCCAGAGCGAUCAAAAUUGUACAGUCCAUUACGAAAGGAAAGCUUAGAUUUGCGGUCGACACGGUCGGCAAAGAGACAGCAGGACACUUAGUGCAUAUGUUGCAAGCGGACGCGCCAGAAGGUAAGAGAGCUCAUCUGGUGGGACUUACCGGUGUACCGAAGGACAAGAUCGAUGGCGUGGUCUUCCAUUCAGUACCGAUCAAGCUGUUUCACGAAGUACCCUCAAUUGGCCUUGCCUUGAUGGUUUGGCUGGAAAGAGCUUUGGAAAGUGGAGCGCUCGCACUUCCCGAGGUCGAAUACGCAGAGGGAGGGCUGAGCGGUAUCAACGCUGCAUUGGACAGAAUGCGACGCGGCGAGAUCUCUGGUCGCCGAUUGGUUGUCUCGAUAUAA